Molecule: messenger RNA, 1785 nt
Organism: Spinacia oleracea (spinach)
Lineage: Eukaryota; Viridiplantae; Streptophyta; Magnoliopsida; Caryophyllales; Amaranthaceae
Exons: 1
Coding region: 1-1785 (594 amino acids)
Source: RefSeq, a predicted model, not a curated record
AUGGAUGAUCACCUUAAGCAGUUGGAGGACAGAUUGAUUGCACAAGCACAACGAGUAGAUGAUCAGUCAACUCAAAUCCAAGACCAGUCCAAGAAAAUGGAUGGAAUCAUGGAGUUGCUGUUAGAUAUGAGAAACCAGAUAAACCAGUUGAAGGAUAGUACAUCUGAAAAUGGCCAUAGCAGACAAGCAGGUGGUUCCCAUGGUCAACAUGCCAAAACAUUGGGGUAUACUCCUAAACUUUCAUUUCCCAAGUUUGAUGGUACCAAUACUCGAAUUUGGAUUAAACAAUGUAGCAGAUAUUUCAAUUUGUGUCAUAUACCUGAUGAACAAAAAGUGGAUUUAGCAUCAUUGAAUAUGGUAGAAAAGGCAGAAAAAUGGGUAACAAGUUACUUAACAUCAAGAAGAAAUGUAGACUGGGGGGAAUUUUGUUUGGAUUUAAUGGCUAGAUUCAGGGAUACUAGAGGCAGUAACACUGUUGAACAGUUUAAUAAACUCAAACAAUCUGAUUCCAUUGAAUCUUAUCUUGAUGAAUUUGAGGAUCUGAGGUCUGAUGUGUUGAACACACACCAUUCUCUACAUGGGGAAUACAUUUUGGAUAGCUUCAUUGGGGGUUUAGAUCCAGUUGUUAAACCAUUUGUGAAAGCUUUCAAGCCAAAUUCUAUUGCUGAGGCUGUUGAAUUUGCAAGACUGCAAGAAGAACAAAACAUGGCUUGUUCACAUCAGCCUGUUAACCCCACAUUUUAUUCAAACACAAGUAAACCAACAACCUAUUCUCAAAUUAACAAAGCCAUACAAGCUGUUCCUGUGAGUGUUAACAGACCAGCCCUCCUUCCUACCCCAACUACUAAACCUCAGUUACCUGUUACUAAGUUUCAACCCAAAUUUGCAAGAAACUUCAGACAUAUUCCAGCUGAUGUUAGAGCUGAGAAAAUAGCAAAAGGGUUGUGCUACUAUUGUGACCAACACUAUGACAGAAACCACAAAUGUCAAUUCAAGGAACCACAAUUAUUCACAGUGGAAAUUUCUAGCAGUGAUGAUAAGUUGGGCACUAACAGUGAUGAAGAAACUAAUGAUUCAGAAGAUGAGGGGUUAACUGAGCAUGUGCUUUCUCUCAAUGUUCUCUCUGGUAACCAAACAUUUCAGACAAUAAGGGUAAAGGGGCUAAUUGGCUCUAAACUAUUCCAUAUUUGGGUGGAUUAUGGAAGUACUCAUAAUUUUCUAGAUUUGGAUUUAGCCAAGAAGAUGGGAUGUAAAAUAGAGACAAUUCCAAUUCAGCAUGUUGCAGUGGCAGAUGGGAAUCACUUGAACUGUCAACAUGUGUGUAAAGAAUUUACAUGGGAAAUGCAAGGGAAAACCUUCAAAGCAGAUGAAAUGUUGAUUGCUUUGGGAGGGUGUGACAUGGUACUUGGAGUCCAGUGGCUAGCUACAUUAGGGCCAAUUAGUUGGGAUUUCAAGGAGCUAAAGAAGGAAUUCAUUCAAUCUGGUGAACAAUUUGAGUUGAAGGGUGUACUCCCUCAAAAGGUCAAGUUAGUGGUAGGAACUCCCUUUGCUAAAUUGUUUGACAGUGCAGUGCAAUUGUGUUUGUUGCAAGUAAGAGAUAUCACUUUUAUGAAACUGGAAGUGGAGGAAUCAAACAACAAACCUUUACCAACUGAGUUAGUUGCCUUGCAGAAAACUUACAAAGAUAUUUUUGCAGAUCCAGAACAACUUCCACCUCACAGGGGGGUAUUUGACCAUACAAUACCACUAGAGACAAACUCAAGACCUGUAUAUCAGACCAUAUAG